Messenger RNA from Micropterus salmoides (largemouth bass), 974 nucleotides. RefSeq lists its product as uncharacterized. The transcript has 5 exons. Bases 1 to 954 code for a protein of 317 amino acids. The record is from RefSeq and is a predicted model, not a curated record. NCBI's taxonomy places the organism in Eukaryota, Metazoa, Chordata, Actinopteri, Centrarchiformes, Centrarchidae.
AUGGAGAGGAAGUUUGCAGUGGUGCGGUGGAGUGAAGGGGAGGAUUAUGGGAAGCUCAGUGACAUAAAAACCGAUGCCAUAAAGGGGUAUCAUGAUUCCAAGAUGGACCAGGAUGGGAAUCCCUUUGCCACCUACUCAGCCGUUAUUGAAUGGCGCCAUGGGAGGAAGCAACGAGGAGGCUGGCCUCACUACAGAGGCACUGUCAUUUUUGUUAGUGCUACUCGUUUUGAGACAAUAUGUAAACUGAACUCACUGCUGAAGGAAGAAGAACCUACAGAGCUGACAAAGAGGGCCUCAGUGGCCCCCCAAAAUAAUGGGGAUGAUUCAGAUUGCUCAACUGAUCUUGAGACUGAGUCUCAGCAAGUAAAGAAGUCAAAGGCUCCCAGGAGGACAGACCCUGCAGAAGAGUUUCUUAAGCAAUACGGUCAAUCACAGCCUUCUUCAGAUAAUCACAACAGUCCGACUCAGACUGUGGUUGAAUUAAAGCAGGAGAUCAAGGACCUGAAAGCAGAGAACGCAAAGUUGAAGGAGACUGUUUUUCAAGGUAUCAUUGAUUCAUAUCAAACAUUGAACCAUCAGACAAAUGUGCCAGGACUCUUACUGAGCUUGAGGAGUAUAAUCGAUUCGGCUGCAAGCCCUAAGAGAUCCAGGGCGGAGCCCACCACACCAUUACUGGCCCUUCCAGCCUCUCCACAGUCCAGGUCCAGUUCUCCAUGUGCCACUUCACUGUCCCUCCCCAGAUCUACGCUUUCCAGUUCCACAUCUGCGUCUCCAUCACUGACUGCCUCCCAGUCUUCUAAGGUCGAGAUCCAUCCUGGGAGCGGAGUCAUGGUUGAGAAACUGGCGUGGGCCUAUGCCCUCAAUGCCAAUUCAGCGACAGUCUUUGUGAGGCAUCUGCUCACUGCAAUCUUCAGGGGAACAAACGAGGCGGAGGAGAGGCUCGUCUACCAUUAGAUAAAAAUAAAUUGGAUGCC